Messenger RNA from Eriocheir sinensis (Chinese mitten crab), 2070 nucleotides. RefSeq names its product small lysine-rich protein 1-like. The transcript has 4 exons. The record is from RefSeq and is a predicted model, not a curated record. Lineage: Eukaryota; Metazoa; Arthropoda; Malacostraca; Decapoda; Varunidae. Bases 1094 to 1360 code for a protein of 88 amino acids.
AUAUAUAUAAGGUAAAACUGGGUUUGAUUGAUUUGGUAAGUUUGGCUUGGCUUAGAUUGAAUUCAGUUUAGUAACUGUUAUAUGAGGCACUGAGGGCCAAUGCACCAAAAAUUGCCACAGUGGGUUACAGGGGUAGCUCACGGCUUCUUCCAGAAUAUGGAUCAUUUGUAGAUAAAACAAUCAGCAUGUCCACAAGAUUUAAGGCUGAGCUUCACCUACUUUUUUCCUCUCUGGUUAUCUUCAUAUUAAAAAUCUUUGUUAAAUGAAUUUUUCAAAAAUCAUUAAAAGAUUGUGAUCGUGAUUAGGAUAAUACAACUGCUGCAGCCAGUUUUGCUCAGAAGGAACUUUAUUAUGUAGCAGUACUUCUGAAAUCUUUUAUUGUUUUGUGCUGGUUGAUGUAAUAGAUAAGCCUGUAUGAUAAAUGGGCCUAUUCAUGAUUUAAUUAUUUUCUUGAUUCAUGUAUAUGAUCAAAAAGCUCUACCCAAGAGCUUUAACUUGGUGUAUUAUAAGGAAGCUGCAUGAUCUCAAACUUCAAUCUUCAUGUACUCAAAAAUAUGGUACUGGCUUGUUUCCUCUCUGCCGCUCAGUGUCUCAUAUUUUUCCUCUUUCCCAGACUUCUUUAUCCUUCUCUUCUUCUCUUCUUUUACUUCCUCCCUCUCACCCCCCUCCACCCCCACAGGAAACUGACGACGUGAUCUCAGAGCUAAACCUUCAGGAGGAGGAUGUGAUGCUGGGCCAGGGAACACUGCGGCCUGACCUCAUAGACUCCGCCUCUGCCCAGGCUAUCAAGACCCACCACAACAACACUGACCUCGUGCGGGAGUGGUGGGCGAAGGGUCGAGUGGUGGAGCCCCUCAGGGAUUUCCAUAAGGAUGAGGUGGAUGGCAGGGGCACAAUCAGGGAAUGAAAUAGGUGCGUUAAAUCACCAGAGAUCUUGGGCUGCUGGAUGAGUUUGUGCAGCGCCAUCCGUUCCCCGGCUGGGGCCUGGCCAUCUGCAUGUUGUGUGCCGAGGAGCCUUGCAUGGAGGAGAACUUCUCUGCGACCCAAGUCAUACUCAGAGUCGUGGUGGACUAUGCCGCCAGUGUGCUGAAGCAUGGCGGGGAAGCACGAUGCAGGGAAGGGGAAGAAGGGAGGAGGGAAGAACGCCGACAAGAAGGGAGAGAAACCGAAGAAGAAGUCCAAGAAGAAAUUCACCAAGGACUCGUCUGGAGGAGGCCGUGUACAUGUUGAUAUCCUCGGAGAAGUGGCCAUGAGGAACGCCCUGUAUAUAUGCCAUAGUGUGCAGGAGUUGCUUUUCUGGCGAGGCUACCAGUGGGCGCCGGGCGGGAAGAAGGCGAAGAAGGGGAAGAAGGGGAAGUGAGGAGGAGGAGGAGGAGGGGGGAAGGAGGGGAAGUGAAGAAGAGGAGGAGGAGGGAAGAAGGGGAAGUGAGGAAGAGGUGGAGGAGGAGGGGAGGGUGAAAAGUGGAAGAAAGAAAAUUAAGUUAAGAGGAGGACUAAAGGAAAGUGGAAGACGUAGGCGAGAGAGAGAAAGGGAAGUCAAGAGGAGGAGGAGGAGGAGGAGGAAGGAAGAAGGGGAAGUGAGGAAGAGGAGGAGAAGGAGGGGAGGGUGAAAGGUGGAAGAAAGAAAAUGAAGUUAAGAGGAAGACUAAAGGAAAGUUACAGACGAAGGCGAGAGAAAGAAAGGGAAGUCAAGAGGAGGAGGAGGAGGAGGGGAGGGUGAAAGGUGGAAGAAAGAAAAUGAAGUUAAGAGAAAGACUAAAGGAAAGUGGAAGACGAAGGCGAGAGAAAGAAAGGGAAGUCAAGAGGAGGAGGAGGAUUGAUAGAAAGGGAAAAGGGCAAAGAAAGAGGAGAAAGGCAAAUAAAAAGAGGAAUGAUAGAAGUUGAAAGAAAGCGAAAAAGAGGAAAGAAAGGAAGAAUAUGAUAAAAGGAGGGGGAAGAAAUUAAGGAAAGGAGCUGAAAGAAAGCGAAGAAGGAAAAGAGGAGGAGGUGGGGGACUGAAAGACAUUAGGGGAAAGUGAAAGAAGAAAGAAAGCAACAAAUUAAGGAAAGGAAAGGGGAUCGAGGAGGACU